AAAAUAAAAAGAGUCGAAAGAGAAAAGAGAACUUGUCUACUGCUUCCCUCCAUCUCAAAUUCAUGAGAUGGUAUAAAAAUAGCCGCAAGGGUGAAACAUUUUUAUUUCCCAUUCUUCUCCAUAUCCUCAAGUCUCUCACAAAAUCAUCAUCAUCAUCCCCACCUUGUUCAUUUCAACAAAAUGAACGGUGAUCACACCCCUAAUCUCAACCCUGAUGAUCCCAAGACACCACUUCUCCCAGUCCAUGAUCCAAUUCAAAGGUCACCAAGUUCCAAUUCGUCUCUAACUUCCCUCUUCACACCAAACAAUUUCUACAUCUUGCUAGGACCCCUUCUGUGCACCCUUAUAUGUCUUUUGGUCAAGCUGGAUGCUCCGGUGACUAGCAUAUACAUGUUAGCUAUUCUUGCUUGGAUAUUUUCUUGGUGGUUCACUGAGGCUGUGCCUAUGCCCAUCACCUCCAUGGCACCUCUCUUUCUGUUUCCUCUAUUUGGAAUUGCUUCUGCUGAUAGUGUUGCUCGAUCUUACAUGGAUGAUGUGAUUGCUCUUGUUCUUGGGAGCUUCAUUCUUGCUCUUGCUGUUGAGCAUUAUAACAUUCACAAAAGAUUGGCAUUAAAUAUGACGAUGCUGUUCUGUGGAGAUCCAUUGAAUCCACCACUGCUCCUCCUUGGAAUUUGUGCCACCACAGCAUUUGUCAGCAUGUGGAUGCACAACGUGGCAGCGGCUGUUAUAAUGAUGCCAGUAGCCACUGGUAUCUUACAGCGUCUGCCAAGGGGUCCCACUCAAUCCAGCGUUGUGGGCAAAUUCUGCAAAGCAGUGGUUCUUGGGGUCAUAUAUUCUGCAGCUAUAGGAGGGAUGAGUACCUUGACAGGGACAGGCGUUAAUCUGAUAUUAGUGGGUAUGUGGAAGAGCUAUUUUCCUGAGGCAAAUCCCAUCAGCUUUAACACGUGGUUCUUCUUUGGGUUUCCUUUAGCUUUGAUGAUUUUCUUUGCUUUGUGGGCCAUUCUUUGUUUGCUGUAUUGCUCAAAGGGCUCAGGACAGGUCCUUUCUGCUUAUUUGGACAAAGCCCACCUUAAGAGUGAGCUUGAAUUAUUAGGUCCGAUGGCUUUUGCUGAAAAGAUGGUAUUGGCUGUUUUUGGGAUGCUAAUAGUCCUAUGGAUGACAAGAAGCAUAACGGAUGACAUUCCUGGUUGGGGAGCUCUCUUCAAUGGACUUGCCGGCGAUGGAACCGUUAGUGUUAUGAUGGCAACCUUAUUGUUCAUAAUUCCAAACAAGAAGCAGAGGGGUGAGAAAUUGAUGGACUGGAACAAAUGCAAGAAACUACCAUGGAACAUUGUGUUGUUGCUAGGAGCAGGUUUCGCCAUCGCCGAUGGAGUGAAGACUAGCGGCCUGGCUGAUGUGUUAUCCAAGGCAUUAGACUUCUUGGAAGAGGUACCAUACUUAGCCAUUGCACCUAUGGUGUGUCUGAUAAGUGCCACAAUCACUGAAUUCACUUCAAACAACUCAACCACCACCCUUGUGGUUCCUCUACUGAUCCAAAUUGCGAAGACGAUGCAUGUGCAUCCACUUCUCCUCAUGGUUCCUGGGGCAAUCGGAGCACAGUUUUCGUUCUUGCUUCCAACUGGAACACCUUCAAAUAUUGUUGGGUUCACUACAGGGCAUAUUGAGAUCAAAGACAUGAUCAAGACAGGACUGCCACUUAAGAUUUUUGGCAUUGCUGCACUAUCUCUUCUCAUGCCUACACUAGGAGCUUAUGUUUUCGGGACAAAUGGAGAAGUUUAAUAGCUGCAAACUGUAACAUAUAGUUAUGGAUGGUUCUUUCAAGUCAAGUCUCAUGGCAAGCAAAGAGACGCAAUGUGCAUGGAUGAUAAUUAAGCAGUAGGACUUAGCUGAGAUGUAGAAAUUUCCCUUUAGCUCUUAGAAAUACAGGAAGAUUAUUGUACAGUUUGCAAGAUAAAGAGAAGAGUACUGCUGCUACGACAAAAGCAGCCCUCUUAUCCUCCA
This is a messenger RNA of Populus nigra (black poplar), 2001 nucleotides long. Its product is annotated as tonoplast dicarboxylate transporter. Gene Ontology annotation, molecular function: transmembrane transporter activity. NCBI's taxonomy places the organism in Eukaryota, Viridiplantae, Streptophyta, Magnoliopsida, Malpighiales, Salicaceae. Gene Ontology annotation, biological process: monoatomic anion transmembrane transport. Gene Ontology annotation, cellular component: membrane. The transcript is spliced from 6 exons. The record is from RefSeq and is a predicted model, not a curated record. Bases 181 to 1779 code for a protein of 532 amino acids.